Molecule: messenger RNA, 4013 nt
Organism: Hermetia illucens (black soldier fly)
Lineage: Eukaryota; Metazoa; Arthropoda; Insecta; Diptera; Stratiomyidae
Product: MAGE-like protein 2
Exons: 10
Coding region: 330-3656 (1108 amino acids)
Cellular component (GO): nucleus
Molecular function (GO): RNA binding
Source: RefSeq, a predicted model, not a curated record
CUUAACAUCCAGUCAGCUGUUUCUGUUAUCAUUCGUUUCGUGACGUCAUAGUCCAAAUUGUGCAGAUGUUUGCUUCGUUGCCUCCAUCGUAAAACGAAUGACAGACGACAAACCACGGCAACCGUCAAAUUUUUCCCGUCAUGAGAGAGAAGGAAAGAUGGCGACGUCUCGUAGCGUGAGUGCGUGGUGCUUGUUCGGGCCAAAACAAUUUGUGUGAAAAGCAAUGGAUUCAUUCGAAAAGUGCUCGUGAACUCCGUCAGACACAGGUGAUCCCACGUCCAAGUGCGCGAUCGACAAAAAAACUAAGUGCGCGGCUCGCUUCCUCUAUUAUGCUAAAAACGCGAAUCAAUCAAUUCAUCAACAACAAGGUGACAACCCGACCCCCGCCGCCCAUUCAACUUCUUCAGCAAUUGCAGCCGCCAUCGAGUGGACAAUUGCACGAAAAGAACUUGAAGAUUACCCACGGUAAAUCGCACGCGAGUGAUCUAUUUACGGCAGAUUUCGAGAUAAACGACGUUCGCAUUGCGGCCAGGAAUAUAUUGACCAAGGGCCAAACGCACGAUGAAAUUGCUCAGCAUUCUGGAGCAUCCAUUUCAACACGAGGAAGGUACAUCUCUCCAGUUGAAAAGGCUCGUGGAAUUAGCAACGAUCGGCCAUUAUACUUAUUCAUACAAAGCGACACUAAAAAAUCUUUGGAAUUGGCAAUAGAGAAAAUCAAAGAGAUAAUAGCGAACACCCAACAUUCGCCAAAUACUGUAGCUAAUAGCAUCAAUCGAAUGUCAAAGUUUAAUACGCGACCGCCAUUAACAAUGGCGCCUCAACAAACAGCUAAUCAAGCAAAUUCAACGUUCAUUGAAAAAUUGAUGAUAGGAUUGGAGCAUGCACCACCAACAUUCAAUGUUAGAGAACAAGUGAUUGGAGUAGGUGGAGCGAACUUACAAUACAUACGAAAUGAGACUGGCGCUAUUGCAACCUUACGAGGAAGAGGUUCUUUAUUUAUUGAUCCCGUUCUAGGGACCGAAUCUCCAGAAUCACUACACUUAUUUAUAGAGCAUCAAAGAUUUGAUGGACUACAAGCUGCUAAACAAUUAGCAAAAAAUUUAAUUGAAACACUGCAGCAAGAAGUUGUACAUUUACAACAACAAACCUCUCAGAACACUCAAAACGUUGCAAUAUCAAACAAUAAUUCAAUUAUUCAGCAAGGGCAGCACGUAACACAUUUGAAUGUGCCACCCCCUAUGUUAGUACCUCCACCUGUAAUUCAGCAAAACUCGCUCGAAUCACAAGCAAAUCAAGCAGCUAUUGUACAACAAAAUUUCAUACAACAGAAUCCACCGCCAAAUUUAGGUGGUCCACCUCAAACUGUUCAAUCUCAACAGCAAACUAUCAUACAUCAACAAAUAAUUCCACAAACGGUACCGAUUCAGUUACAACAGAGCAAUGUUGUUAUUCAGCAACCAGUGCAACAGCAAGCAACAGCCCUAGGGAAUGUUAAUAUCCCUCCGCCAGGGAUACCUAUUCCUAUAAAAUCCGGUCAAAUUGUCCAGUUUCAAACUCCUCCACCAACGGCCCCUGGAACUGCUCAUUUGACACAACCUCCGCCCAAUAUACAGCUGCAACACCAACCACCUGCAGCAACUCAAAUUGUAUUGAACCACCCGCAGGGCUACCAGUAUCAGUACAUUCAACAACCUGUGCAACAGCAGGAUCCUGGAAUGCAACCUAAUCAAGUAACCAUUCAGCAUAUUUAUCAACCACAACAACAAAUUCAAGGAAUUGUACAACAAACUCAACCGCAACCGCAGGCGCAACAAAUUCAGGCGACACCGACACAGCAGUAUAUUACGGUGCAAGGUAGCACCGCGUACAUGAUGCCACCACCAACAAUAAUUCAUCAACCUCAAGCUUCGCAACAAGCUCCACAUGCUCAAGUUCAGACGCAAAUCACCGCAUCAAACCCAAAUAUAAUUUUUCAACCACCACCUCAGCUUCAACAGGUUCAAAUGCAAGUGACGCCUGGAUUUUCAGUUCAAAAUAUGCCUCCCGCGUUAACAUCCAAUACAACCACAGUGGCUACGCAAGAUAACUCAAGCCAAAGUAAUAAUUCAGAGGAAUCAAAUAAUAAUAAUAAAGAAGAGACAAAGUCAGAGGGAGAUCAGACUGAAAGUCCUCAAAAGAGUCCUAAAAUCAAGACAGAAGGUGACAGUCAUUCGAAUGAUAGUGACAAUGAAUCUGGAAACCAAAACCAAACAGUUUCCACGGCAGCAAAUGUAACAUUGUCAGUUCCACCGCCCCAACCACAAACAAUAGCAAUAAAACAUCCCCCGCCAUCCGUUGCUACUAGUAUCACUCUUCCAGUAACUCAGAUGGCGCCGCCAAUAAUGGCAGUACCGCCACCAAUGUCAUGUGUUCAACAUUUUGUUGGAAAUACUCUAAUUACAACACAGCCAACUGCCCAGACGCAUACACAUCAAAUCUAUAGUCAAGUGCCGGUGUCAAUUCAACAAAUUACACAAGCCGGCCAACCGAUACAUGUAUCUGCCCCUAAUGGACAACACUUUCUAGUUAAUGCCACUCCUCAGUGGCAAGCACCACCGCCAACAACAACGCUUACUCAACAGUCUCCAAUACAGCAUAUUUCGCAGAAUGGGACGAUUCAGAAUGUUCAAAUUGCCACGGCUCAACAAAUCGCUCAUAAUGGAACUGAUUUUCGUGCAAUACCACCCCCAACUCUUGUCAGUCAAGCAACAUCAGCACAGCCAGGACAACAGCAUCCCCUAGCAGUGGCAUUCAACCCACAAGUUCAAGUCCAAUUUCAGCCGCAGUUAGUUCAGCAACUGCCACCACCGCAAACUAUUGAACAAACACAAAUGAUGAGUGGCCAUGUAACCGCUGCUCAACCCCAACAACAAUUCAAUAUGAUUCAACAGCAACAACCUCAAAUAUCGUAUCAGCAAACUGUUGUCGGCACGUUCCCGACACAACAGCAAUCACAAAUAAAAUCUAUUUUGUAUCAAGAACAGACCAUUAGACUUGGACAGAAACGCAAGCAUGAAAAUGACGAUUCGGCAUUACUAAAUCAUCAACCGAGAAUGGGAAUGGGCCAAAGGGAUCAAAAUCAGCCGAUGCAUCCGAAUCAACUUCAACAAUCGCUUCAUCAAGCUCCACCUAUGCCUUUGGCGUCGCACGGCAAUUUGCCAGUAAUACAAACAACAAACGGUUCAUCUUCAAGCAAUGCUGGCCAAGAUGAAACCGGCGAACAAAAGGCCCAAUCCGAUCUUCAGCAACAAUUAGCGCAGCCACCUCCUCCACCACCACCACCGACAGGCGGUGCAUUUCCGGAUAAUCGAUCUUAUUAUCAACGAGAUAUGAGUGAAUCGUUUGGUGAUGGACCGAUUCGUCAAUCUUUCGAUGGACCUUUGAACAACGGAGGUCCAGGUCUACGUGGUCCUCGUUUUCAUCAUAACAAUGGAAUGAUGGGUCCAGGCUAUCCCAUGCGUCCACCUUUUCACAUGCCACCGGAUGGCAAUGGUGGAAACUUUCCGAUGCAUAGAAUGAACUUUGGACCACCCCCGCCACCACCACCAUCGUAUCGUGGUGAUUGUCCACCGAAUAUGAGCUAUGGACCACCGCCACGCUUCCGGGGACAAUGGUAAAAUGUUCCAAUAACGUCGGGGUUUGAAUUGUAAACAAUGGAAAAGGGAGCACACUAUUAGUGCGCCAUGUAUAAUGGAGUUUUAUUGAUCAGAAACAGAUGGAUUAGUAGUUAUUUAUGAAAAUGUUACGAAUUCAUUGUAGUUUUAGAGUUUUAGUCGUUAGAAGAAUGGAUUUUAUUCAUGACCAGUGCUGUGAAUUGUCGAAUAGGAUCUACUUGUCCCCAGAAUAAGAUUUCUCAGUUUUUUCUUUUCCUUAGAGAUAUGUAAAUUUAUCCAAUGGUUUGUACAUAGGGUAUAUUUUGUAAAACUUAAUUUAUUUGAAAUAUUAUAUUCAAAAUAUGAAUAAAGUGUUCUAUU